AUGCUUUCGGCCCCUCUUCUUUUCACCCUCCUCACCUACUGCUCAGGUGCCUUCGCCCAGUAUCUCCUGACCCAGCCGCCCUCUGUGUCUGGGUCCCUGGGGCAAAAUGCAAGAGUCACUUGUGCCGGAAACAACAUUGGAGGAAAGAAGGUUCGGUGGUACCAGCAGAAGCCUGGGAGUCCCCCUGUCCUGAUUAUAUAUGCCGAUAGCCAGAGAAGCCCCACCGGGACCUCAGACCGAUUCUCUGGCACCAACUCUGGCAACACGGCCACCCUCAGCUUCUCAGCAGUGUUUUCAAACCACACAGAGUACCUGACUGAAGUGUGGAGGAGGCUGUUGGAAGACUACCUGCAUUUGAAUUCGGGCAGCUCUUCAGGAGAUACUGCUGAAGGGGCCCAUUCACAGUACACCUUGACUCAACCUGCUGCCCAAUCAUCUCCCCUGGGACAAUCAGCAAAGAUCUCAUGCACCAUGAGCCGGGACAGCCAGGUGGGCAGUUAUAGCAUAGCUUGGUACCAACAACACCCUGGAAAGAGCCCAAAAUACCUUCUCUACGAUGCCAACAGCAACGGCCGGUUCACGGGGUCCAAGGACACCUCUGCCAAUGCAGCCUACUUAACAAUUGCCAGCCUCCAGGCUGAUGAUGAGGCGGAUUAUUAUUGUGGUGGUGCUUACGGGAGUGGCAGCAACUGGAGUGGACAAGUACAAUCUUAUUACCAAUCGUGGUAUCAACAACAAGAAGGAGGUCCUCCCAGAUUCCUUUAUCGUUACUACAACAGUGCAGCUCCAGGCUCUGGAGACCUCAGCCGCUUCUCUGCCUCCAAGGAGGGCAGCCAAAAUAAAUGGUAUUUGACCAUCAACAACGUCCAGCCAGAAGACGAGGCUGCUUAUUACUGUGCUGUGUGGUAUCACCCAAGCUCAGAGGGAGGGCUCUAUUUUGAGGUAGAGCUGAGAGGGGCUGCCCUCCAGUUCCUCUGCGACCCUCACAAUUUCCUCCAAUCAGAUAUUCUUUGGACUAGAAAGCGACACGCUACUAAGGUGUGCACCAUGGCCUGGAUUCUGAUUUUCCUUGCAUUUCUUAGUGAUUUCUCAGGUGCUAUUUCACAGCCCACCUUGACUCAGCCUGUCUCCCAGUCUGCAUCUCCAGGAGAAACCAUUAAACUCUCCUGUGCCAUCAGCAGCAGUCCAAACAACAUUCGCUGGCUUCAGCAGAGAUCUGGAGAGGCCCCUCGCUUUGUGCACUGUGAUGGCUGCAACAGAGGACCAGGGAUCCCAGACCGAUUCACAGGCACCCGAUCAGGCAAUAAUGGCUACUUAACCAUCACCAGCCUUCAGGCUGAAGACGAGGCCGAUUAUUACUGUUUCAUGUGGUACAGCAGUGGCAACGUGUUCCACAGUGAGACAGACUGAUGGGGAACUGCGACAAAAACCUUCUUCCU
This is a messenger RNA of Candoia aspera, 1439 nucleotides long. RefSeq lists its product as uncharacterized. The record is from RefSeq and is a predicted model, not a curated record. NCBI's taxonomy places the organism in Eukaryota, Metazoa, Chordata, Lepidosauria, Squamata, Candoiidae. Gene Ontology annotation, biological process: immune response; immunoglobulin production.